GAGGCGCUCUUAUCGCUUCCUCCGGCUCCCAGGCGAGGAUGCUGAAGGCGUCGUGGCUGCGCGAAGAGGCGAAGGAGGGCAGGCUCCGCUCCUCCUGAUGAUAUUUAUUUAUUGAAGAGGUGGAAGAGGAUAUGAUGCUUCCUUUGGAUUUUCCCUUCCCUGAACUAGAGGUGCAAAAAUAAUAAUGCUGGAAUAGGUUUUAGAAAAGAUUGAGUGAAGAGAGCAAAGAAGGUCAAAAGGUUUACAGCAGCAAGGUCUACAGUCAUCAAACAUGUGGUGAGAGAAGUGGAGUGGACUUCAGUUCUCACCCCCAAUAACCAUCUAUGUCAGGUUUGCCUGUCCGCGCAGAAGCUGGGCUGGACGGAGCAUAAAGAUGCUGAAGGGUGCUUGGCUGCUCAGUGUCUUCACAGUGGCUGGGAUCUGGCCGACAGAGAGCCGCAAGCCUGCCAAAGACAUUUGCAGCAAGAGCCGCUGCCCUUGCGAGGAGAAGGAGAACGUGCUGAACAUUAAUUGCGAAAACAAGGGAUUUACGACCGUCAGCCUCCUCGUGCCGCCACCAUCCAAGAUCUGCCAGCUCUUCCUCAAUGGCAAUGCCUUCACUCGCCUCUACCCAAAUGAGUUUGUCAACUACUCCAACGCGGUGACCCUGCACCUGGGCAACAACGACAUGCAGGAGAUCCGAGCUGGGGCCUUUGUAGGCCUUCGGACCCUUAAGAGGCUACACCUCAACAACAACAAGCUGGAAACCCUACGAGAGGACACUUUCCUAGGCUUGGAGAGCCUGGAGUACCUUCAGGCUGACUACAACUACAUCAGCGCCAUCGAGGCUGGGGCUUUCAGCAAGCUCAACAAACUGAAAGUCUUGAUCCUGAAUGACAACCUCUUAUUGUCACUGCCCAGCAACGUAUUCCGUUUUGUCCUGCUAACUCAUUUGGACCUCAGAGGGAACAGGCUGAAGAUGAUGCCAUUUGCUGGAGUCCUGGAACACAUUGGAGGCAUCAUGGAAAUCCAGCUGGAGGAGAAUCCAUGGAACUGUACCUGUGACCUCCUGCCUCUCAAGGCUUGGCUGGACACCAUCACUGUCUUUGUAGGGGAGAUAGUCUGUGAAACCCCAUUCCGGUUGCAUGGCAAAGAUGUCACCCAACUCACAAGGCAGGAUCUUUGCCCACGAAAAAGUGCAGGUGACUCUAACCAGAAGGAGAAGCAUUCCUCCCACUCUGACACACAUGCCCAGAGAUUUCCCCCAACAACUAAUUCUGCCGUUGGUGCCACCAGAGCCCCGAAAUCCAGUCGCCCACCCAAAACAAGGAAUCGCCCGACUCCACGGGUCACAGUGUCUAAAGACAGGCAGAUCUUUGGGCCUAUCAUGGUUUACCAGACCAAGUCCCCUGUGCCACUCACUUGCCCAAAUGGCUGCGUCUGCACUUCUCAAAGUUCUGACAGUGGGUUGAAUGUCAACUGCCAAGAGAAAAAAAUUGGCAACAUCUCUGAUCUCCACCCAAGGCCCAGCAGUCCAAAGAAACUCUAUCUCACAAGUAAUUACUUGCAAACUGUCUACAAAACAGAUCUCUUGGAAUACAGCUCAUUGGAUUUGUUGCAUUUGGGAAACAACAGGAUUGCAGUGAUUCAAGAAGGUGCCUUCUCUAACCUCACCAGUUUACGCCGACUCUAUCUCAAUGGUAAUUACCUUGAGAUCCUGUACCCUUCCAUGUUUGAAGGGCUGUAUAGCCUGCAGUACCUCUAUUUAGAGUAUAACGUUAUCAAGGAUAUCCUGCCACGUACCUUUGAUGCCCUGGGGAACCUUCACCUGUUAUUUCUGAACAACAAUCUGCUGAGGUCCCUGCCUGACAAUGUGUUUGGGGGCACAACCCUGACCAGACUCAACCUGAGGAACAACCAUUUCUCAUACUUGCCAGUGCGAGGGGUCCUUGACCAGCUUUCAGCUCUGAUUCAGAUUGACCUCCAAGAAAACCCUUGGGAUUGUACCUGUGACAUCAUGGGGCUGAGGAACUGGAUUGAAAGAGUCACAGAGCAAAACAACCAGCAGCUGGGGACCCCUGUUGUUAUUAAUGAAGUCAUCUGUGACUCUCCAACCAAGCAUGCUGGAGCACAUCUCAAGACCUUGAGCAAGGAGGCCAUCUGCCCUGAGAACCCCAAUCUGUUAGAUUCUUCUUUUCUGUUGCCAAAUCUGAACACAGACAUACCACAGGCCUUCAGUAUUUUUCCCAGCUCCUAUCCAGAAAUACGUACUGAAGUCCCUCUUUCUGUCUUAAUUUUGGGCCUUCUGGUCGUGUUUAUUUUGUCUGUCUGUUUCGGGGCUGGUCUGUUUGUCUUUGUUCUCAAACGUCGCAAGAGUAUGCCAAGCGUUCCCAGCAGUGCCAACAAUCUUGACGUAAGCUCCUUCCAGUUGCAGUAUGGGUGCUACAAUAGCGAGGUGCACGAUAAAGCAGAAGGGCAUGUAUAUAAUUAUAUCCCACCUCCUGUUGGCCAGAUGUGCCAGAACCCCAUCUACAUGCAGAAAGAAGGAGACCCAGUGGCUUACUAUAGGAAUCUCCAUGAGUACAGCUACAGUAAUCUCGAGCCUAAGAAAGAGGACUCUGCCAGCCUAGCAUUUACAAUCACUGCAGCAGAAAUGCUGGAGAAACAGGGCUUUUCAAGGGAACCAGAGCUGCUGUAUCAAAACAUAGUGGAGAGGGUCAAGGAGCUGCCCAGUGGAAGCCUGGUCCAUUAUAACUUUUGCACCCUCCCCAAAAGACAGUUCACACCUUCCUAUGAGUCAAGGCGACAAAACCAGGACAGGAUAAAUAAAACAGUUUUGUACGGGACUCCCCGGAAAUAUUUUUCAGAGCAAUCCAAACCUGAACUUCCUUUAUUGCAAGAGAAACUACAGACUGAACCAGACUACCUCGAAGUUCUGGAGAAACAAACUGCCAUAAGUCAGCUGUGAAGUGGAGCCAGGGUUGGGGAAAGCUGGGCUGAGGAUUCAUUUGCUGGGGGAGAAGUCUUUUUUUAAAAAAGAGGAAGAAAGAAAUGA
This is a messenger RNA of Podarcis raffonei (Aeolian wall lizard), 3034 nucleotides long. It is a transcript of the gene SLITRK2, whose product is annotated as SLIT and NTRK like family member 2. The transcript has 3 exons. Gene Ontology annotation, cellular component: membrane; glutamatergic synapse. NCBI's taxonomy places the organism in Eukaryota, Metazoa, Chordata, Lepidosauria, Squamata, Lacertidae. Gene Ontology annotation, molecular function: protein binding. The record is from RefSeq and is a predicted model, not a curated record. Bases 374 to 2947 code for a protein of 857 amino acids. Gene Ontology annotation, biological process: positive regulation of synapse assembly; regulation of presynapse assembly; axonogenesis.